This is a messenger RNA of Brassica oleracea var. oleracea, 402 nucleotides long. RefSeq lists its product as uncharacterized. Bases 1 to 402 code for a protein of 133 amino acids. The record is from RefSeq and is a predicted model, not a curated record. The transcript is spliced from 2 exons. Lineage: Eukaryota; Viridiplantae; Streptophyta; Magnoliopsida; Brassicales; Brassicaceae.
AUGAGACCUCCCGGAUCAGCACCAUUAUCAGAAGCCAACAAGGCUGAACAAGAAAAAAAAGAUCCCAAAGAAAGCAACCACGUCUAUAAUGAAAGAAGAUCACACGGCAAAGGCCGUGGUGGGUACAAGGGACGUGGUGGUCGUGACAACUACUCAUACGGCCGUGGGCAUGGAAACCACAAUAACUGUGGUCGUGGUUCCAGCUAUGGCCGUGGAAGAGCCAUUUUUGGCUGUGGUCGAGGCGGCAUAUCCAAGCCUCCUUACUCGACCAAAUCCAGUCUUAAGAACAAGAACCCGGAAGCCCAUAUGGUUCAUGAUAACGGGUAUGAUACUGAUGAUGAUUUCGACCAUGAAAAGGAUGACCUUAUGGAUCAUGAGACUUCAGAUUGUCUCAAAGACUAA